This is a messenger RNA of Colletotrichum costaricense, 609 nucleotides long. RefSeq lists its product as uncharacterized. The transcript has a single exon. Bases 1 to 609 code for a protein of 202 amino acids. The record is from RefSeq and is a predicted model, not a curated record. Lineage: Eukaryota; Fungi; Ascomycota; Sordariomycetes; Glomerellales; Glomerellaceae.
AUGGACCCCCAGCUCGGCACCGCGAGCUGCCGAGGCUUGCACAAAAGCCGCGUUCAUUUCAUAAUUUCAACUACAAGCGGCCGAUCCUUUACGAUCACCUGCCUAAAAUACGGGAUCCCUUGUCAGGGUACCACCAACCACGUUGACGGUUGGUCAUCAACAGCCCGUACGAAGUACUCAUUUCUCUCCGAUCCCGACAAUGUGGACAGAGUGGGACGGGGCGAGAUAGUGUUGCAGUCCGACUGGCUGCUUGCGUAUGGAGCAAAGAGAAGAACAAGUCGAGAAGGACAGAAUAGGAGGGAACAAUUUCACUGGAACAGCCAACAUCCCCCAUCACUGCGUUUCGGCUGUCUUCUGACAGCGGAGCUUACCCACUGCCUGGAGUCCUGGACUCAGCCAGGCAAUGGAUACCCUCGUCCCGUACGAACCAUGAAGACACUUUUAUUCUGCACGACAAUAGAAUUGUCAGAGACUGAGGGGAGAAAAGUCUGGAGGAGGAAACCCGAAUGCGAGAAAUCCGAAAUCUGCGGCCGAGAGGCUUCUGGUCCUCACUUUGGACCGAUCCGUACGGAAACACCUCCUGCUUUCUGCUCUCCUCGGUGCAGGUGA